AAAUGCUUGAAGAGAGAGAGAGAGUAAGGAUCCAGCUAUGAAUCCCUUCCAGAAAAAUGAGUCUAGAGAAACUUUUUUUUCACCUGUUUCCACUGAAGAGGUACCACCUCGGCCUCCCAGCCUUCCAAAGAAGCCACCUCCGAAAAUCUGUGGCACCAACUAUCCACUGAGUAUUGUCUUCAUUGUGGUGAAUGAAUUCUGUGAGCGCUUUUCCUAUUAUGGAAUGAAAGCUGUGCUGACUCUGUAUUUCCUGUAUUUCCUGCACUGGAAUGAAGACACCUCCACAUCUGUAUACCAUGCCUUCAACAGCCUGUGUUAUUUCACUCCCAUCCUGGGAGCAGCCAUUGCUGACUCAUGGCUGGGAAAAUUCAAGACAAUUAUGUAUCUAUCCUUGGUGUAUGUGUUUGGCCAUGUCAUCAAGUCCUUGGGUGCCUUACCAAUACUGGGGGGACACACGGUACACAUAUUUCUAUCCCUGGUCGGCCUGACUCUAAUAGCUUUGGGGACAGGAGGUAUCAAACCCUGCGUGGCAGCUUUUGGUGGAGACCAAUUUGAAAAUAAACAUGAAAAGGAACGGACUAGGUACUUUUCGGUCUUCUACCUCUCCAUCAAUGCAGGGAGCUUGAUUUCUACAUUUAUCACACCCAUGCUGAGAGGAGAUGUACAGUGUUUUGGGGAUGACUGUUAUGCAUUGGCUUUUGGAGUUCCAGGAUUGCUUAUGGUGAUAGCUCUUGUUGUGUUUUCAAUGGGAAGCAAAAUGUACAAAAAAAUGCCUCCGGAGGGAAACAUAGUGACUCAAGUUGUCAGAUGUAUCUGGUUUGCUAUUUCUAACCGUUUCAAGAACCGUUCUGGGGACAUUCCAAAGCGACAGCACUGGCUAGACUGGGCUGCUGAGAAAUACCCAAUGCAGCUCAUUAGGGAUGUGAAGACACUGACCAGGAUACUAUUCCUUUAUAUCCCAUUGCCCAUGUUCUGGGCUCUUUUGGAACAGCAGGGCUCACGAUGGACCUUGCAGGCCACUAAGAUGAAUUGUAAUUUGGGUUUUGUUGUACUUCAGCCUGACCAGAUGCAGGUACUAAAUCCCCUUCUGGUUCUUAUCUUCAUCCCAUUGUUUGACCUUGUCAUUUAUCCUCUGGUCUCCAAGUGCGGAAUUAACUUCUCAUCACUCAGGAAAAUGGCUGUUGGUAUGAUCCUAGCGUGCCUGGCAUUCGCAGUUGUGGCAGUUGUAGAGAUAAAAAUUAAUGAAAAGGCCCAACCCCAGCCAGGCCCCCAAGAGAUUUUCCUACAAGUUUUGAAUCUGGCAGAUGAUGAGGUGAAGGUGACAGUGCUGGGAGAUGAAAACAAUUCCUUGUUUCCAGAGUCCAUCAAAUCCUUUCAGAAAAUGCCACACUAUUCCAAACUCCACCUAAAGACAAAAAGCCAAGAUUUUCACUUCCACCUGAAAUAUCACAAUUUGUCUGUCUACACUGAGCAUUCUGUAGAGGAGAAGAAAUGGUACAGUCUGAUCAUUCGAGAAGAUGGGGAAAGUAUUUCCAGCAUGAUGGUGAAGGAUGCAGAAAACAUAACGACCAAUGGGAUGUCAGCUGUGAGGUUUGUUAACACUUUGCAUAAAGAGGUCAGCAUCAACCUGGGUACAGAUAUCGCCCUCACUGUUGGUGAAGACUAUGAUGUGUCUGCUUACAGAACUGUACAAAUAGGAGAAUACCCUGCAGUGCAUUGUAAAACAAAAGAUGAUGACUUUUUACUGAAUUUGGGUCUACUAGACUUUGGUGCAGCUUAUCUGUUUGUUAUUACUAAUAGCACCAGUCAGGGUCCUCAGGCCUGGAAGACAGAAGACAUUCCAGCCAACAAAGUAUCCAUUGCAUGGCAGCUACCACAAUAUGUGCUUGUUUCAGCUGGGGAGGUCAUGUUCUCUGUCACAGGACUCGAGUUUUCUUAUUCUCAGGCUCCCUCUAGCAUGAAAUCUGUACUCCAAGCAGCCUGGUUGCUGACGAUUGGAGUUGGCAAUUUCAUUGUGCUUGCUGUGGCACAGUUCAGUGGCCUGGUACAGUGGGCUGAAUUCGUUUUGUUUUCCUGUUUCCUGCUGCUGGUCUGCCUGAUCUUCUCCAUCAUGGGCUACUACUAUGUUUCUCUAAAGUCAGAGGAUAUUCAGGAGCCAGCGGAGAAGCAGAUUCCCUGUAUUCAAGAGAACACAAUCAACCUGGAGACCAAGAACACAAUGCUCUAAUGACUCCUGGGACUCUGCCCAGGCCCAGAUUCCUGACUCUGGUCUUGGCCAUCACUGAACUUCAAGCAUUUUUUUCCUCCUUUUUGGUUAGGGGAGAGAGGUGGCAUUAUAUCUGAGCUGGUCUCUUCCACUUUUCUCCAGGCAGUUCUGUACUCUACAUCUCCUCAUCUAUCAGUGAACUCAGUAAACCUUGUGUGGUGUUGGUAAAGCUGGCCUGGUGUCUCCAAAUGGCCAUGAAAACACAAAUGCAUAAUUGAGAUUAGUCUCUAUAGGUAUGCAAAAUUUUGUGAGAAUUUCUUUACCUUCUAUUUAGAACUGAUGACCCCACUUUUUGAAGUGCUGAUUUAGGGGCAAAUUUGCAGAAUAACAGACAAAUGGUAUUUCAGGUUUCUUCAUAAGCAAUGUAAUUGAAUUAUUCACAAGGACCUUUAGUAUUGGUACGUCUGGUAUGAUCUGGUCCAGGGGCUGGCUUAUCAGCUAUCCAAGUUUGAUAAAACCUUAGUAAAUUUUUCAGUACAGAAUAACAGAAUGAGUUUGUUUUUUUUUAACACAGGAGAAGAUAUAUCUUUCUUAUAAUUACAGUGUUUUAUCUACUAACCCAACCACUUCUUUCUCAAGACUGACAGAUCUUUGAAAAUCAAAUUAAAGAUAGUAAACAUUGGUAAAUAUGAUUCUGGAAAACAAGAAUGGAUAUAAAUUGUUGAAAUCCUGAUGAACCCUUCUUCUGCAGUGCACAUUCUUAUGAACGACAAUGUUUCAGCCCUGGUUUAUGCUCUUGUGUGGACAGUUGUAUAGACACUAAUUACCAUUUCGAAACCCUGUCUUCU
Molossus molossus (Pallas's mastiff bat) is the source of this 3054-nucleotide messenger RNA. RefSeq names its product solute carrier family 15 member 2 (gene SLC15A2). Lineage: Eukaryota; Metazoa; Chordata; Mammalia; Chiroptera; Molossidae. Bases 38 to 2227 code for a protein of 729 amino acids. The record is from RefSeq and is a predicted model, not a curated record. Gene Ontology annotation, molecular function: dipeptide transmembrane transporter activity. The transcript is spliced from 22 exons. Gene Ontology annotation, biological process: transmembrane transport; oligopeptide transport. Gene Ontology annotation, cellular component: membrane.